GAGGCGAGGGGACGGCCUAGAGCUGGCCUCCUCUGGGGGUCGGGUGUGGAGUCAAGUAGAGGCGUCUUUCCGCAGUUGGGGGAACCCUCAGCCCCACUAUAGGCCUGCAGUCUGUCGAGGGCUAGUGUGGGUUUUCUGCGUGGAUGGGAGGGAAGGGAGAACUCCCUCUGGCGUUUUCCCCGUGAAGUUUAUGCCUUUGAGGGAAACAGACUUGAAUCAACUCUCCUUUUCUGCUUUUGCUACUUGAACUAAAAAUAUGCAGACAGGCGUAAAUUUAUCUACGCUCGAGUUGCUUAUUCCUAGGCCUGGAGGGUCCUUGGUUCUAGUCAUACAACUUUUAGGGUUUGGGGUAGUGUGACAGGUGUGAUUAUGUUUUUUGAGUAAACAUUUCGGUUAUAUUUAAUUAGAAAACUGGCAUAACGAAAUUAAAAGAAUUCCUGCCUAUCCAGAGUUGUUACUCUUCCCCGCCCCACCCACCACGGCAGAUUUUGAAUAUUUUGAUAGACAAAAACAAAUGGAGAGGCUUGCUUAUUUGAGAUGUUAGCUAGUUAAUUUACCAUGAAAAAACUAGUAGUCACCAUGUGGACUACUAAAUAAGACCAACACAGUCUUACUUAGGGCGGUAAAUGGAAGACUGCAAAAAAAAAGCAAAAAUGAACUGCAACUAACUGAGAGGAGUGGCUGCUGGCUUGCGUGUGGAUGUUGUGCAUAACAAUGAAAAUUAUUUGAUAAAAAUUGAGCAAGAGAGAUGUGGGUUAAUUUGAUUUCCAUUUUGUGAUUAUUUUUUGUUUUUUAGACGCAAACCAAGAUUUCAUUUUCAAAAUGGAAAGUUCACUUGACUCAACUGUGAUUUCACCCAGCACUCCACAGGCCUGUAAAAGUCUACCAUCUCCCUGUACAAGUAGUUCAAGAAAACAACCUAUGAGUACAACACUUAGAGAACGACUAAGGAAAACUAGAUCUUCAUUUAAUUCCUGUUGCAGUGUGGUAAAACGUCUUAAAGUAGAAAAUGAAGAAAAUAAGACCUUUUCAGAAAAACCAUCUUCAAAAGAAGAAAACUGUUUGGAAUUUCGAGAAAGUAUUAAACACAGAGACGAUGAAUAUGAAGAAAAUACAUAUUUAAAAAAUAUCUUCAAGAAUAUCAAUGUAUGUGAAUCUAAGUCACUUGAUAGUGGGUCAUGUACUGAUCUCCAGGAUGACUUUGUGAAUGAAAAUCUUCCAAAAAAAGAAUUAAAUGAAGAAAAGGCAAAAUUGGUGAAGCAGAUUCAGGAGAAAGAAGACCUUCUUCGGAGGCUAAAACUAGUCAAAAUGUAUAGAUCAAAGAAUGACCUGUCUCAGUUACAAUUGUUAAUAAAGAAGUGGAGAAACUGUAGCCAGCUGUUGCUUUAUGAGUUGCAGUCAGUUAUAUCUGAGGAGAACAAGAAACUCAGCCUCACUCAGUUGAUAGACCAGUAUGGAUUAGAUGAUAAACUGCUACACUUUAACAGAAGUGAAGAAGAAUUUAUAGGUGUUUAAUUCAUAAUUUUUUCAAGAAUGUCUUUGAGAAUGACAACUUUAAAGAUACUUAUAUAUUUUAAAUGGAAGGUAUAAACUAUUAGGGCUUAGAGAAAGGUAUCUUGAUGAACAUCAAUUUAGGGCCUCUUAUAAAAAUAUAAAAUUUCUAAAAUGAAAAUUGAGUAUUUUGGAUAAAUUUGCAAAAGAAAACUUUACAUUUAAAGUAAUGUAGAAAAAAAGUUUAAAUCAUGUUUAAAAAAAUAAUUUGGGCAAUUCUGGAAGUCAGUUUUAAUACAUUGUUUUGUUUAUUGUGGUAAAAAAAGUUUUAUUUUAAAUGUUAAAAAGUAGUCCAGUCUGGUGAAUGUCUAAAGCGAAACUGAUCUAAAAAUGCCUGCCUCGCUCCUAAGUUUAUGAACCUUGUUUCCAUCUAUUUACCACGUUUCCAUGGGGAUGGUCUAGUGGGUAAUUAAUUAAACUCCUAUGUUCAAAAUUA
Messenger RNA from Manis javanica (Malayan pangolin), 1987 nucleotides. RefSeq names its product SWI5 dependent homologous recombination repair protein 1 (gene SFR1). NCBI's taxonomy places the organism in Eukaryota, Metazoa, Chordata, Mammalia, Pholidota, Manidae. The record is from RefSeq and is a predicted model, not a curated record. Gene Ontology annotation, cellular component: Swi5-Sfr1 complex. Gene Ontology annotation, biological process: double-strand break repair via homologous recombination; positive regulation of DNA-templated transcription.